This is a messenger RNA of Symphalangus syndactylus (siamang), 2513 nucleotides long. RefSeq names its product SH2 domain containing 1A (gene SH2D1A). Gene Ontology annotation, cellular component: cytoplasm. The record is from RefSeq and is a predicted model, not a curated record. NCBI's taxonomy places the organism in Eukaryota, Metazoa, Chordata, Mammalia, Primates, Hylobatidae. Gene Ontology annotation, biological process: cellular defense response; regulation of signal transduction; regulation of immune response.
GCACAUCUGGCUGAACUGGGAGUCAGGUGGUUGACUUGUGCCUGGCUGCAGUAGCAGCGGCAUCUCCCUUGCACAGUUCUCCUCCUCGGCCCGCCCAAGAGUCCACCAGGCCAUGGACGCAGUGGCUGUGUAUCAUGGCAAAAUCAGCAGGGAAACCGGCGAGAAGCUCCUGCUUGCCACUGGACUGGAUGGCAGCUAUUUGCUGAGGGACAGCGAGAGCGUGCCAGGCGUGUACUGCCUAUGUGUGCUGUAUCACGGUUACAUUUAUACAUACCGAGUGUCCCAGACAGAAACAGGUUCUUGGAGUGCUGAGACAGCACCUGGGGUACAUAAAAGAUAUUUCCGGAAAAUAAAAAAUCUCAUUUCAGCAUUUCAGAAGCCAGAUCAAGGCAUUGUAAUACCUCUGCAGUAUCCAGUUGAGAAGAAGUCCUCAGCUAGAAGUACACAAGGUACUACAGGGAUAAGAGAAGAUCCUGAUGUCUGCCUGAAAGCCCCAUGAAGAAAAAUAAAACACCUUGUACUUUAUUUUCUAUAAUUUAAAUAUAUGCUAAGUCUUAUAUAUUGUAGAUAAUACAGUUCGGUGAGCUACAAAUGCAUUUCUAAAGCCAUUGUCGUCCUGUAAUGGAAGCAUCUAGCAUGAUGUCAAAGCUGAAAUGGACUUUUGUACAUAGUGAGGAGCUUUGAAAUGAGGAUUGGGAAAAAGUAAUUCCAUAGGUUAUUUUCAGUUAUUAUAUUUACAAAUGGGAAACAAUUUAAAGGAUAAUGAAUACUUUAUAAAGGAUUAAUGUCAAUUCUUGCCAAAUAUAAAUAAAAAUAAUCCUGUUUUUGUGAAAAGCUCCAUUUUUAGUGAAAUAUUAUUUUAUAGCUACUAAUUUUAAAAUGUCUUGCUUGAUUGUAUGGGGGGAAGUUGGCUGGUGUCCCUUGUCUUUGCCAAGUUCUCCACUAGCUAUGGUGUCAUAGGCUCUUUUGGGAUUUUUGAAGCUGUAUACUGUGUGCUAAAACAAGCACUAGACAAAGAGUGAAGGAUUUAUGUUUAAUUCUGAAAGCAUCCUUCUUGCCUAGUGUUCUGAUGUUGGACAGUAAAAUCCACAGACCAACCUGGAGUUGAAAAUCUUAUAAUUUAAAAUAUGCUGUAAACAUGUUUAUCGUAUUUGAUGCUACAGGAUUUGAAAUUGUAUUACAAAUCCAAUGAAAUGAGUUUUUCUUUUCAUUUACCUCUGCCCCAGUUGUUUCUACUACAUGGAAGACCUCAUUUUGAAGGGAAACUUCAGCAGCUGCAGCUCAUGAAUAACUGAUUUGUAACCAGCCUCCUUUUAAAGUAACCCUACAAAACCACUGGAAAGUUUAUGGUUAUAUUAUUUUUUAAAAAAAUUCCAAGUGAUUGAAACCUACAUGAGAGUCAGAAUUUUAUGCGGCAUUUUCUUCUCACAUUUAUAUUUUUGUGAUUUUUGUGAUUGAUUAUAUGUCACUUUGCUGCACGGCUCACAGAAUUCAUUCACUCAACAAACAUAAUAGGGCGCUGAGGGCAUAGCAGUAAAAACACCUGGUCCCUGCUCUCAGUUCACUGUCUUGUUGGACGAGAAAACAAUAACGAUAAAAGACAGUGAAAGAAAAUAACAAUAAAAGACAAGGAAAAAAUAAAAAUGAAAGUUGAUAAGUACAUGAUAAGCGAGGUUCCCCGUGUGUAGGUAGAUCUGGUCUUUAGAGGCAGAUAGAUCUGGUCUUUAGAGGCAGAACGAGUCAGUGCAAAUACUCUGGUUGGUCCAUGGGCCAUAUGAAAAGGCUAAGCUUCACUGUAAAAUAAUAACUUGGAAUUCUGGAUUGUGUAUGAGUGUUGGUGAACUUGGUUUUAACUGCUGAGAGACAGAGCUACUCUCCAUGUACUGGCAAGACCGGAUUUCUGAACAUUCAAUAUGGAUGCUGUGGGAGUACAAAAGUGGAGUGUGGCCUGAGUAAUGCAUUAUGGGUGGUUUACCAUUUCUUGAGGUAAAAGCAUCAAGUUAACUUGUAAAGGAAUUUAAAAAUCCUACUUACACAAUAACUUGCAUAGGUUUAAUAAUUUUUAAUUAUAUGGCUUGAGUUUAAAUUGUAAUAGGUGUAACUAAUUUUAACUCUAUAAUGUGUUCAUUCUGGAAUAAUCCUAAACAUAUGAAUUAUGUUUGCAUGUUCACUUCCAAGAGCCUUUUUUUGAAAAAAAGCUUUUUUUGAAUCAUCAAGUCUUUCACAUUUAAAUAAAGUGUUUGAAAGCUUUAUUUACCUAAUUUGUCUUGAAAUAUUCCUUAUAAUUCCUUAUAAAAAUAUUCAGAGACUGAUGCUAUUAAUAAACCAAAUAAAGGAUUGAUGAUUAUCUUAUCGGAGUGAUACCCUGGAAAAGGUAAGUGCUUUUCUGAUUUUGUUGCUGUCAAAGUUCCCUGUUGAUGAGCCUACUUCCCAUCUUCUUUGGCUGGCCUUUUAUUCAUCAAGUUUUUUGUUUUUUUUUUCACCUUUUCUUUCCCAACAUGAGCAUCCUUGCU